AUGCAGCUUAUUUCGCUUUCAGGGAUCUGUUCCUUUGAAGUCACGGAAGACAUGCCCGAUUACAGGGUCAUCGGGGUCAUGAGCGGCAGUUCGCUCGACGGCCUCGAUAUCAUCUACGUGACUUUUCAGGUCAACGGCGACACUUGGAAGUACAAAAUCGAGCACACCAAUUGCCAACCGUACGGUAAAUAUUGGACAAACAAGCUCCAGCACGCAGCGCGCUCGAUGAGCGCCUUGGAGUACCAGCUGUUUCACACCGAAUACGGCCGCUACCUCGGAGACUGCGUCAACAUUUUUAUCCACGACAAGCAGCUUCAGGGAAAAGUUGACUUAGUGGCCUGUCACGGCCACACUGUGUUUCAUCAGCCAGCUCAGCUGACAACUGCGCAAGUCGGGGAUGGCGCUGCUGUUGCUGCUGUGACUGGACUGCCCACUGUCAGCGACUUCAGAUCAGUAGACAUUGCUCUGGAAGGCCAAGGCUCCCCAUUCUCGCUGGCAGCAGAGAGGAAGCUCUUUGGCAGCGAAUACCAGUACUUCCUGAACAUAGGAGGCAUGGCAUGCCUUACAUAUGUUGACAAGUGCAACAAAGACAGCUUUGCCAUGGAUGUCUGUCCUGCCAACCAGCUUUUGAACCUCCUCGCUGAGCAUGAGGGUCAAACUUUUGACAAUGAAGGGAAGAUAGCAGCUGCGGGAACUGUUAACACUCGGCUACUGCAGGACCUGGAUGGUUUCACCUACUACAUGAAACCCCUGCCAAAGUCCCUCGGCGUGGACUUUGGCCCAGAAAUCCUUUACCCGUUGAUAUGUGCCCGUGACUUGUCCACUCCCGAUGCCAUGCGGACUUUCAUGGCACACAUCUGCAACCAGGUGGUGGCAACGGUGUGUGCUGUCAAAAAGAGAGUUGGUGACGAGUAUCCGGGCCACUGCAAGAUGCUGGUAACUGGUGGUGGUGCCCGUAACAAAAUGCUUGUGGACGAGCUGACCAAAAUGCUCAAACAUCAAGAUAUUACCGUCACCGUGCCGACGGACGAACUUGUCAAGUUUAAGGAAGCCCUCAUGACUGCUGUCCUUGGUGUGCUGAGGGUGAGGCAAGAGGUCAACUUCUUCAGCAAAGUUUCAGGAGCAAAGCGCGAUUCUGUGGGUGGUGCACUUUGGUGUGGGGCAGUCAAGCAAGCUUAGCACAUUUAUCUUGGCUGCCACCGAAGACCUCGCACAAGUUGCCUCAUGUCAUUCCUCAUUGAUAAGGCGGAAAUUGUUUUGGUGCCACAACAAUGUUACUGAAGUACCAUUUACUAAACUUUUCAUUGUGGAAGACUAAAAAAAUGAGCAAUAGGAGAUGCCUCGUUAUGACAUUCAACAUUGGAAGUGCCUUAUGCACUCGUGCCAGCCAUGUUUGUUCCUGAUAAAAUUAUAUUUAAGAGCCACAAUUGUGACCCAUGUAGCUUGCUGGUUCACAUCACAAAAAUAUCACGAGUACCUGCUUUGUGCCUACAUGUUUAAAAGGUGCCAGUGAAAUUGAGCUAUGCAAUGAUAGAAAUUGUACAAUAUUUUUUUUACAAUGCCGAGUACCGAUUGCCUUCUUUACAGUUUUGUACCUUGGUGUUUGUUACGAGUUAUAUCACAGUAAAGCAAUUUUUUAACAACA
Dermacentor andersoni is the source of this 1645-nucleotide messenger RNA. RefSeq names its product anhydro-N-acetylmuramic acid kinase-like. Gene Ontology annotation, biological process: amino sugar metabolic process; peptidoglycan turnover. The record is from RefSeq and is a predicted model, not a curated record. Lineage: Eukaryota; Metazoa; Arthropoda; Arachnida; Ixodida; Ixodidae. Gene Ontology annotation, molecular function: ATP binding; phosphotransferase activity, alcohol group as acceptor.